CGGGGUGAGAGAAGAAAGAUCGAAAAUCUGUCGACACAAAGAAAGCACGAGUAGAGGAGAAACAAGGUAAUGGAAAAGGAAGAUCGAAUAUCUCGUACGGUACAGAUACCAGGCGACCUAAGCAGGCCGGACGAAACUGUAUAGAAAAGAGAGGAGAAGAGAAGACGUAACGAUAGGCAGAGAUAAAGAAGCGCGAGAGAGAAGGUCGACCGGGUGCAGGACACGCACGUCGCGUCGGUGCGACUAGGAUGGAAAGACAAGAGAUCGUACUCGAUGCUCGUUGGGUGAAGUUAGCAGUCGAUGCGCACACGCCACGCGCUCCGGACGUACGUAUCGUUCCUCUCUCCGGUUCGGUGUCUCGUCGCGUCGCGUUGUCCGUUCGUUCCUUUCUUGGUUUGUCAACGUGUCCGUUUCGAGCCAGGGAAAUCUGCUGCGCGGCUUCCGCUCGAAAUUGUUUCCUCUGCGGCACUCUACACAACGGAAACUCGGUCGACCGACGAUCUUCAUCGUUCUCGAUCGUUUCUCUGCCGAACAGCCGCCGCAUGCGACCGGUUACGAAUUUCAAGAAAACCGAUCCUAUCAGUGUAGUGGUACAUUUAGAAUUCACGAUGCUUGUGAUAUAUUAGUAUCAGUGAGCUACUUAUUCUGUGCAGUUUUCAACAUUGCUGUGUAUGUCGAGUAUACUCGAGUUUAGGAUAAAACUACGACGUUACCUUAUCGGAAGACUUGGAUGGUUCCUUGGAAUGCUCGUUUCUCGUUGAUGCCUGAGCAAACCGGGUUCAGCCGUGAAAUCGAAAGCCAGAAGUCGAGGAACGCUCCAGCGGGAAGGCGCGUGGUGGUAAACUAGCGCGUCGUGCGCGCUCCUUCAAGGAGGACUUCCUGGAGAAGCUCUCCCAUAUGCGCUCUCCUGGUAGCGGAAGCGGAGGUGGAGGCAGUGGAGCGGCUACGAGGGCCGCCUCGCCCUCCUCGCCGCGAACACCGCGUGAUAAAAGCGCGCCCGGCUGCACCGAUGGCGCGACCACCCUCGACAAGAAUCCCCUCCGUGACCUGCAUAUUCACGUGCGACAGGUGCAACUGGCACUGCUUCACUUCCGGGACGUCGUGUCAAAGAAAAAGCUCGAGAUGCUGCCCGGCAACGGCACCAUCGUCCUCGAUACUGUUACCACCAUACACACUGUGCUGAAGUCCUAUCUCCUCUACGAGAACAGCUCUACUCUGGGAUCAGCGACGAACCAAGUGUAUCAAGCUCUAGCACAAUUAUUAAAACUCUGUGACGACGUGUUGCUGCACGGUGACCAGUCCUCUGCGUUGGAUACCGAGAACGUUACACACAUCAUAGGAUUAGUCGAAGAAGCUGUGAAAAACUUGGUUGCCCUGGCGAAUGAGAAGAUUACCAAUAGACAGAAACCUGUCGUCGUUACAACUAGUAAUAGAACGUCGUCUUAUGGAUCGGAAAUGACGCCGCAAAGAAAUUCUUUGCCUGAUAUUCCGUUAACGCCAAGGGAAAGGCAGAUUUUAGAGCAAACAGCUGCGACUACUAGUUUGGUCCGUAGCUCGCAUAGUUCAGAGUCGAUUUUAAGGGAUUCUAGUCCUCCCCCAAAACCGCCACUCCCCGAGAGAACUAAUAUGUGUCUGUCGGAAGAAAAUAGUUCUUCCGGUACACCGCCGCCAUUGCCACCGAAACGGAGAACGAGAGGUCAACAGUUGCUCGAUGAAUCCGAAGGUUUUUUAGCAUCUAGUCUCGACGGCGUUUCCCUACGAAGUCGAUCGCCGGAGGAUUCGUCGUCUCUUCUGAGCGCGUCGGCUGGCAGUUUGGAUUCGGCUUUGAACCAUUCCCGUGACGAAGAUGAGAUACGGGCGAUCAUGGGACCAAACGACGAGUCUCUGAACGACAGUAUGGAUCUCAGCCUGAUGGCCACUAUCCAAGGUAUGCAAGUUAAUGGUAGUUCAAACUGUAGUUGCUGGGACGGUUCCGAAACAAACAUACCAAGCACAAUGUUAUUGGGUCAACAAACUCCGCAAGAAAUGCUUAAUCCAUUUACCGGUAUAGAAGGGAAAAUGGAACGAUUAUCGACUCAAACGCAGGAAUCCGGUUUCGUAUCCAUGCAUUCGCAACGAAGUUCGUCUCAAAGUUAUACUACCUCCAGUAUAACGUCCAAAAGAUCUUCUCAGCAAAGCAGUAUUAGUUACAAUUCCCAAACGUUUAAUUCGCAACAAUCGUUCUCCCAAACAAAACUGUCUUCGGAUAAUAACGGGUCUAUUUUCACUCAGAAGACAAUGACUAGUACGAAGAGUACCGUUAGUACAACAAAUAUUUCCGGAACUGGAGAUCCUGCUGUAUUAGAAAAAUUGGUAAAUGAAAUGGAGUCGAUUUCUGCAUCGGACGCUAAUGGUGUGCCGCCAGCAUUGCCGGAAAAACGAUCGAAACGGAGGAAAGAACGUCAACCGUCACAGUACGACAAUGUACCUGAAAAUGAGCAUUUAUCAACCUGUAGUUUACAUACCAAUAACGGCGAUAAUACGGAUACCAGUAAACCCCCUCCAUUGCCGCUCAAGAAGAGGCAUAUGUUCCAAUCAGUGGCAUAUUCUGUCAUGGCAUACAUGGAGAUGUUUGGGAAUUGUUCUCACAGCAACAACGAUUUCAUCUCUGGUCUUGGGACCCGUCAUUCAGUGGCAGCUUAUAAUUCGAUGCAAGCGGAAUGGCAACAACACGAAAUGGCUCUUACUACGACACAAUCGUGUUCUUUCAUGGCACAUACUAUAACUACAUUACAUGACAAUUCAAAUACCUCCAUAACUAUGGCACCAUCACUAGCGGAAGUAACGAAUAAUUCUAGUCUCCCACCAGCAUUACCACCAAAGAGAUCCCGUUCCAUUAAAUCAAAUGCAACGCCACCGCCAAUUUCGCCAAAACCCACCAUUAGUAUGCAAAGCAUACAUACUAUCGAACCAAUCGUAACGUCAACACCAAUGAAAGUAGAGGAAUCUGGUUGUAUUCAUGAUAAAAAGGAGUUAUCACCUUUGUCUCCAGCGAAGUUGAAUAACGUUGCUUUGGACACUAUAUUACCGUCCUCAAGACCUGCGAGUAAUGCCUUAUCGUCGAUUUCCGUCGAUGAUAAUAACUUGGACUUGAGAGACGUGGAUCAAGACGAUACUAUUUUGGAUGAACUCGAUAUCAGCAACUAUUUAGUCUUCAAGAAACCAGACGAAGAAGGGCCAGAUAUAAGGGGUGGCCACCCGGAUGCAUUGUUAAUUCAUGCAACCAAAGCUAAUAAACAUGACGAGAAAGAAUCAGACUUUUUGUAUCAAGAGGCGUUUCUAACAACAUAUAGAACGUUCAUGCAACCAUUGGAGUUAAUUCAAAAAUUACACAAACGUCAUCAGCGAUUCUCUUGUUCUGCUGACGUUAUUAAACAAAGAGCAGCUCGUGAAGCAUUUUCCUUGUUGGUUAGAGUUGUCAGCGAUUUAACCAUGUCAGAUCUCGAUGAUACCCUCUUGCAAACUCUAAUGGAAUUCGUACAGCAAUUGGUAUGUAGCGGUGAUCUUACUAUGGCAAAAGCUUUGCGUGUUAAAAUUUUGGAAAAACACGCGGCGAAGCAGUUGCAAUCUACACAACCGAUUCUAUCUUCGUUGAGUGUAACAACGAAGCAAGCUUCCCUUCUCGAUUUCAAGAGUGAACAAAUUGCAGAACAAAUGACAUUGUUAGAUGCUGAUUUAUUCAUGAAGAUUGAGAUUCCGGAAGUACUAAUUUGGGCACAAGAACAGAAUGAAGAACGAAGUCCGAAUCUAACUAGGUUCACAGAACACUUUAACAAAAUGUCGUACUGGGCUAGAUCGAGAAUACUGGAACAUAGAUUAGAGAAUGAAGCGAAAGAUAGAGAGAAAUACGUUGUUAAAUUUAUCAAGAUAAUGAAACACCUUAGAAAAAUAAAUAAUUUCAAUAGCUACUUAGCCUUGCUUUCUGCGUUGGAUAGCGCGCCAAUUAGAAGGCUCGAAUGGCAGAAACAUAUUACAGAAGGUUUAAAAGAAUAUUGCGCUCUUAUUGAUAGUUCCAGUAGUUUCAGAGCUUACAGGCAAGCUCUGGCAGAAACACAACCGCCAUGCAUUCCGUACAUCGGACUUGUGUUACAAGAUCUUACAUUCGUGCAUAUUGGAAACAAUGAUUUGUUACCGGAUGGUACGAUAAAUUUUUCGAAAAGAUGGCAACAGUUUAAUAUCGUUGAAAACAUGAAAAGGUUCAAAAAAGGAACAUAUUCGUUCAAGAAACACGAACGUAUAAUAACGUUCUUCAAUAAUUUUAGCGAUUUCCUCUGUGAGGAAGCAAUGUGGCAGAUUUCCGAGAGUAUCAAGCCGCGCGGUGGAAAAAAAACACAGUCACAGAACUAGAAUAUAUCAAACCCUUUCACCGCCUGCGUCUCAAAAUCGAAAGGCUGAAUCAGUAAAUUAGAAUAUCUGUAGUUGUGAUGUUUAGGUAAAUUUACCUAAUUACGAGCCGAAUAAGAACGAUGUAACGCUUUAAGGGCCGGUGAAAGGGUUAGCUAUGUCUGUCCCGCUUCAACAACCUCUGUGAGGUUGUCUAUCCAAUUUUAUGGAAUAUUCGGUCUCUAUUGAAAAGUAAAACAGAAAAAAGAAUGCAAACAUUCAGUCAUUUAGAUCAAAUUGAGAUUUGAUGCGUGCGUGCGUAUAUAUGUGUGUGCGCGUGUGUGCGUGUGUGCGUGCGCGCGUGUGUUUUUGUUUUGUUUAAAAAUAUAAAUUGCGUGCACGGAUAUCGAUUGAAUCGAAAUACGUAUAGAGAGACUUUAAUGAAUUGGCUAGAUCAAUCAUGUCUCAAUGUAUUUUUGCAAUUUUUUCCUUUUUGCUAUAAGGUGGUUAGUAAGGGAGAAAAUCAUGUUUAUUAUGGAUCUAUGCAAUGUAUACUUAAACGAUACACAGCUGUAAUGAUGCUUAACUUGGCAUGAUGGAAAGAGCAACCUCCUCUCUCUAUCUCUAUCUCUAUCUCUCCCUCCCUCCCUCCCACCCUCCCUCUCCCCUCCCCUCUUCACUCUGCCCCGCACACACGCAUGCACUAGCUCUUCUAUAGAAAUAUACAUAUAUAUAUAUAUAUAUAUAUGUAUAAAAGCUAUUUAUUUAUUUGCUUUAUAUCGGCGAAUAGCGAUAUGUAAAAAGUAGUAAAUGUCAUACAUUUCUUUUUAAACUUAUUUAGGUAUAUAUGUAAACGUCCGUCAUAUAGAUCUGUUAUAGAUAGGCAAACUUAUCAAGCGUCAACAGAGAUACAUUUGUUGACUUCGCAAGGAAAAAACACCAAUUACGUUGAUUAAUGUAAAACAAUUAUAGCCUCAGAUCAGUGCAAAAAUGAUGCGCUUUUCCGAACACGUGGCACGACUGAGCGUAACUGUUACAUAUACUAUUGUAUAUGAUUCUAGGAAACAUUUUUUGUUGGAAACUCGUUAAUAGGUAUCCAAGAUUUCAGCUUUAAGACAAAUGGUUAUCUAAAAGUGCGUAGGUAAAUUAAGUGUAAAAAAAAAAGCCCACGAUUAGACGAAUUGGAUUGAUAUAUCAUUCGCAUUGCCCUUGUUUGUACCUUCGCCGAUAAUUCUAAUUACCUUUGAUAUCUUUUAUUAUUAGAUUCAAUUACUAGUUUCUCUGCGUUUAUAUUUUUCAGCAUUGUUAAUGAGAGUUUCCCUCAGGAUACAUUCCGAUGGAGUAAAAGAAAAUUAUUCGAUCAAUUUUAUCAACAUAGAAGAAACAUACUAAUUUUCUUAUUCUUUGUUAAACGCGUCGAAUUUUAAUGCGUGCAUCGAGUUUAUUUGAUUUCUUAAGAUAAAUGAUACCACUGUAAUGAUUUAUGGCUGUCUGUGUGCCUCAUAUUAUAGAGUGAAUGAAUUACGUCUAUUAACGUUUCUCCAGUCUCACGUUUGAUGAUAUAAAUAUCUUGUAUGCAUAAUUCAUGAACAAAACUAUAAUAAUCGGGCUUAAGAGAUAUGAAAAAGAAAAAAAAAAAAAGAAAAGAGGAGAGAUGUCACCGGUACGUUAACGCGAUAUACGUACGAUCGUACUGAUCGUACACUUUUAUCCACGUUAAAAAGAGGGCCUAAGCAAUUGAUGAGUAGCAUCGGUUUAUAAUCACACACAUGCCGUUAAUUAAAUUUUACCGAUAUAAAACACCGAGGAGGUAAAAGGUAAACAAGCCAUAAUUUAGUCUCAAGGUCUAGUUAGAGGUUAACUAUUGUAUACAUACAUAUAUAAAUUUGAUAAACGGUUGUCAAUUUCAAAACGUGCAUCAAGCACACGCACACGCGCGCGCGCGCGCGCACGCACACACACACACACACAAAAUUAUAUACAUACAUACGUCUUAUACACGUAAUAUAGUUUUCAAUUGAACUGUAAACGAAGAAUAAUAGACGCAAAAGACUUCUGUUUUCAUAAAAAUAGAUGCAUCCCGUUUGUCGCAGCUGUAAACAUUUUGAAAGACGCAAUCAAGGAAAAAGGUUAGUACUGGUUAUGAACUUUUAGACAAGCAUAUAUCCCCCUGUAAGCCCCAAUAAUUCACAAAUAACGAUAAUCACGUGUGGAUGAAUAUGCGAGUGUGUUUGGUGACAACCAGUUUUAUUUAAUAAGUUGGUACGUAUAAAAAUGGUUCGUCUAAUGUAAAGCUAAGAAAAGGUUAUUAACAUUGUAUGUAAAUAGUUUGUGAUUGUAUUCAUAAUUUCUUGUAUGUAUGCGAGUGCCCAUUUAUUAUUCAUACAAAUGCGCGCGCGCGCGCUCAGCAUAUUAUCUUUAUAUUAUCUUUACGCACGAUGUAAUUAAUCUUAUAUACUUUUUAAAUUAUGAACGAAGUCAUUGUGAUGCCAUUUUACAUUCUCACAUAAUAGCGGGCACAUUAUCUGUAUAUUUUUUUCAUUUCAGUUAGCUUAAGUCACGCAACGAACAGAUAUACAUAAAUUCUUCAUAACAGAAGAAAUAAAUUAAAAAGUUACUACAGUGGAUUCCGCUUAUUUGAGCCACCGGAUAUCCAAGGUAGCCGUUUAUUUGAAACGAAGCUGAAAGUAUAGAACCUGACCGAAUGAAUAAAAACCAUUUCUGGAUAAUCCUAAUUUUCUUCGCUCAAUUUCAUUAGUUGGAGUAGCAGCAUAUUUAGCCUUUUGGGAUAGAUGACUGCAGUAGUCUAUGAGAAAGAGAAGAUAGCGAGCGGGACGGCGCGACAUAGGGGCAAAUAAGACUACCAUUUCCUUUCCUUUGCUCAUCGUCACGUGGCUAUAUCUUAUUUGUAACGUAAUAUUUUCGGUCAGAACGAUUGCUUAUCUGUAUGAUUGCAUUAGCUGUAUUAGAUGUGACCAAUUAUAUCCGCAUUCCUUUGCCUUAUUAUCUUUUUACAGACGCAUUACUUAUGUAUCGCAUUUCUCUUUCGUUUCCGCUCGCUGUAACUUUGUCCUCUCAAAAUAUUCUCAUGAACUAUGUAGUUUGUUUUACAUCCUUUGUUAUCUUAACUACCUACGUAAUUCUGUAUUGACCUAUGUGAUACUUGGCAUAAUUGAGACAUCCGUUUAAUCGGGCUAACGCUAGUACUGAUGUGUCCUGAAUAACCGAAAUCCACUGUAUUUGUAACUUAAAAUUUUAUUCGCAGAACAGUAAGACAAAAUAUUAGAGAUCGACUUGUGAUACUUAUCCAUUUACAUGCCAUAAAAAGUGAAAGUAAAUGUAUAUAAAUACACGUACAUAUAUCUUUAAUAACAAAGCCAAAUUUACCGAUUUUUAUUUAUAUUAUAAAAUAAACUAUAAUUUUUUGUUGUAACGAGGAA
Messenger RNA from Bombus pyrosoma, 7802 nucleotides. RefSeq names its product guanine nucleotide-releasing factor 2 (gene C3G). The record is from RefSeq and is a predicted model, not a curated record. Gene Ontology annotation, molecular function: guanyl-nucleotide exchange factor activity. The transcript is spliced from 17 exons. Bases 898 to 4386 code for a protein of 1162 amino acids. Gene Ontology annotation, biological process: positive regulation of GTPase activity; Ras protein signal transduction. Lineage: Eukaryota; Metazoa; Arthropoda; Insecta; Hymenoptera; Apidae. Gene Ontology annotation, cellular component: plasma membrane.